Molecule: messenger RNA, 934 nt
Organism: Gossypium raimondii (Peruvian cotton)
Lineage: Eukaryota; Viridiplantae; Streptophyta; Magnoliopsida; Malvales; Malvaceae
Product: probable enoyl-CoA hydratase 1, peroxisomal
Exons: 3
Coding region: 140-934 (264 amino acids)
Cellular component (GO): peroxisome
Source: RefSeq, a predicted model, not a curated record
UUUUUAUAUUUGAUUUUAAUCUGUAGGAAAGCAUUUCGAUACCUCCAAUCCAUAAUCGAUGGAUUCGAUGUUUUGUGUUUCUUCAAAAACCAAAUUAAACUUUUAAAAGAAAUCACAGAAAAUAAACCAGAAAAAAAAAAUGAGCGACUCAUCGUCGGAGAAUCUGAUUCUCGUGAGCCGCGAACCGGACGGAAUCGCGACCGUCACCAUCAACCGACCGGCGUCCCUCAACUCGCUGAGUCAGCUUAUGAUAACUGACUUGGCUCGGGCCUUCAAGGACCUUGGAAGAGACGGGUCGGUUCGGGUCAUUAUCCUGUCCGGGUCAGGACGGGCUUUCUGUUCAGGACUGGAUUUGACGGCGGCGGAACAAGUUUUCAAGGGUGGCAUGAAGGACAAAGAGUACGAUCCCGUUUUUCAGAUGGAACAGUGUCCAAAACCGAUCAUCGGAGCUAUCAACGGAGUGGCGGUGACGGCCGGAUUUGAGAUCGCCCUCGCUUGUGAUAUUCUCGUCGCAGCUAAAGGAACCAAGUUCAUGGAUACCCAUACGAGAUUCGGGAUAGUUCCAUCGUGGGGAUUAUCCCAAAAGCUGCCACGUAUUAUAGGACCAAACAAAGCUCGUGAAGUAUCGUUGACAGCCAUGCCUUUCACUGCUGAAGAAGCUCAAAAAUUAGGGUUUGUGAAUUACGUUGUUGAAGGAACUGAAUUGUUGAAGAAAGCUCGAGAAAUUGCACGAGUUGUUGCCCACAACAAUCACGACAUUGUUAUUAGGUACAAAUCUGUGAUCAAUGAUGGAUUCAAGUUGGAUCUCCAUCAUGCUCUCGCCCUCGAGAAGGAGAGGGCGUAUAAAUAUUAUGAAAAAAUGACAACAGAACAGUUUAAGAAGAUGCAAGAAUUCGUAGCUGUCCGUAGUUCAAAGAAAUCUUCCAAAUUGUAA